Messenger RNA from Kalmanozyma brasiliensis GHG001, 1080 nucleotides. RefSeq names its product JAB/MPN domain protein. The record is from RefSeq and is a predicted model, not a curated record. Gene Ontology annotation, biological process: protein deneddylation. Gene Ontology annotation, cellular component: COP9 signalosome. Lineage: Eukaryota; Fungi; Basidiomycota; Ustilaginomycetes; Ustilaginales. Gene Ontology annotation, molecular function: protein binding; metallopeptidase activity. The transcript has 4 exons. The coding region runs from base 1 to 1080 and encodes 359 amino acids.
AUGUCAUCGCAGGCCGGGCCAUCGGGCUCGUCGAGCAACCUUAAGACCUCAAAGCUGUCGCCGGUCGUUCUCGAUACUCAUUCUUCCUCAGGGAUAGGCAGCAACAUCAGCCUACAUCCUCUUCCAAUCCUCAACAUCUCCGAGCACUUGGUGCGAACGAGACUACAGAGCAAAGAUGCCCAGCUGACGGUCUACGGCGUCCUGCUCGGGACACAGCAGGGUCGAGACAUCGAGAUUCAGAAUUCGUUCGAGCUCCAGCUAGAUCCACCCUCGUCACCCACAUCGGCUCCGGCGAUCAAUCACACCUUCCUCAAAGCACGCCAGGGCCUGUAUAAGCAGGUGUUUCCCACUCUCGACCUGCUCGGCUGGUACACGAUCGGCGAGAUCCCCACAUCGCAAGAUCUCGAAGUCCACAAGCAGCUGCUGGCGUACAACGAAACGCCGCUUCUUGUUCAGCUUCAUCAGACGGUCUCAUCCUUCGAGAAUGCAGAGGUGAAUGGAGAGCUUCCGAUCAGAGUCUAUGAAUCGGUCACAGAGCUGGUCCAGGGUGAGACCACCAACUUCUUCGUACCGGCUGGAUAUAAGAUCGAGACGGGCGAGGCAGAACGCAUCGCGGUAGACCACGCAAGCAAAGCUGGUGCCGAGUCUGGAGGUGAUCAUGAGAGUACCAUGCUGGCUGGCAUGCAAGCGCAACACAGCGCAAUCAGCAAGCUCAACGACCGAAUCCGACAGGUCCUCACAUAUCUACAAGCGGUCAAGGACGGAUCCGCGUCUUGGGACCACGAAGCGUUGCGGCAGGUUCAGACGGUUGUUGCCAACCUGCCACAGACGGUGCUGCCGGAACUCAAGGUGGAGCUUCUACGGGAACACAACGACGUCCUCCUGACCAACUACCUUUCGGUACUCACGGAGAGCCUGCAUACGAUGAACGAGCUGACGGACAAGUUCGAGGUGGUCCAGGCCGGUGGCAAGGAAGACACGGGCGAAGGAGGGAUGCUGGGCAAGUCGGCCUCUGGUGCUUCACGAAGACGAGGCGGAGGCGGAGAACGGGGUGCUGCUCUUCGAUCUGUGUAUACCUGA